CUGCCUUUUUUCAAGAUACCCAAAUCUUUCUCAACUUUUCACCAAUCUCUUCCUCCAAUCAAUUCACCGAGAAGAACACACAUACCAACGCCACCAUGUUCUCGAGACAAGCAACCCAGAAUGCGCGGUUUGCAGCCCGUUGUGCCCGUCGUCCAGCUUCGCGGGUAGCCAACCCCCAGUUCCGCGCCCAACAACCCCGCUUCCAGUCUACCGAGUCAGCAACAUCCGGCAACGCGGGUGCCGGCUCACAUGCCGCAAUCGGUGCCGCAUCUGGUGCCCUUGCAGCCAUCACAGUCGGCUACAUCUUCUACAGACAAUCGGGUGCUCGUGAUGUUGUAAUAGCUUCCAAGACUGCAAAGGGCUACGUCAACUCAGCUACACAGAAGAUCAAGGAGCAAACACCAGAGCCCAACGAGGCGCUGCAAUGGCUGCGAAAUGCUGCGCAGAGCUACGCUACUUUCAUCCCCGGUGCCAAAGGCUACGUUGACUCCGCCUUCGAUGACCUCGAUGCUAUCCGUGCAAAGCACGGCAAGGAGGUUGACCAGAUCGUCACCGAGGCAUACGACGAGAUGCGCCAGGUUCUCGGCAACGGUGAUAUGAGCCUCGUCACCGCACACAAGACUUGGGACGUUAUUACCAAGCACAUGAGCCGCAUCGCAGAUCUUGCUGGCGACGCAUCACAACAGAUCAUGGACAACCACCCUCAGCUCAAGGAGAAGGUUGGCGGUAACAUUGAUAAACUCAAGGAGUACGGCGACAAGUAUGGUCCCGAGGCCAAGAAGGAGGUCGACAGGACAUGGAAGCAGAUCAGUGACGUCGUCAAGACUGGCGUAAGUGCGUCGAACAUUGAGAAAAUCAGGAGCAUCGUGCAAGAAAAGGUGGAGAAACUCAAGAAGAUGGGCGAUGAGGCUUGGGACAAGGGUAUGGAGCAGGCAAAGCCCUACCUUGACAAGAACCCUCAGGUCAAGAAGAUUGUCGAAGAGAACGCGGAUGCACUCAAGGGCGGAAACGUCCAAGAGCUGUACGAGCGCGUCAAGUCUGCCGUCGAGAAGGGUGAUACUGGCGACCUUGAGUCAUACGUCAAGAGCGCCGCCAACAAGGCCAAGGAGUCUGGUUUCGGUGAUAUCGAGCAGUACUUCAAGCAGAUCCCUGGCGGCGACCAGAUCAUGCCCAAGCUAAGCCAGCUUCAGGACGUUGCCCAGAAGCACGGCGACGAAGCACAGAAGCUUUUCAAGGACACCAUCUCGGAGAUCUCCAGCCUCCUCCAGAAGAAGGGUGAAGAGGCAUCCAAGUUGGCCGACAAGGCAAAGGAGGACUCUAAGAAAUAGGACACGACAGAAAUGUUGUCCUAGCAUGAUGAGGAGUGUAACGACUACUUUACUUGUACGAUUAUAUGCAUCAUCGGCGUUGACCAUGUCCAGCGAAAUUAUCUUAGCAUCUGUAAACAAUCUUGAAAGCAACUUCAAUCUGACUACUAUCUGCUGUCGCCUUCUCUAGCCUCUCUGUGAUGUCCCACAUUGGUUCGUCGCACAGUCGGCUAGAGAUGAUUGCAUCAAGGUAUUGUGCGGGGGAUGCAUGUCCAUGACUGCCUGCAUGCAGGAACUGCUCACUGUGCACACCGCACACCGUGUUGACGUCUUCUGGAAUCCUCUAUGCGGGGUGAACUGUCGGUGUAAUAUGUACAUGUACGUCUUAUAGGCUGCACACAGGAGUUGCCGCCAAAGUAACCCCGCGAUCGGCUAAGGAGGUGAGUGGGUCUGUGGUGAAAGAAAGUGGUGAGAGAAGGCGA
Messenger RNA from Alternaria alternata, 1789 nucleotides. RefSeq lists its product as hypothetical. NCBI's taxonomy places the organism in Eukaryota, Fungi, Ascomycota, Dothideomycetes, Pleosporales, Pleosporaceae. The transcript has a single exon. The record is from RefSeq and is a predicted model, not a curated record. Bases 96 to 1328 code for a protein of 410 amino acids.